Anolis sagrei ordinatus is the source of this 2235-nucleotide messenger RNA. The record is from RefSeq and is a predicted model, not a curated record. NCBI's taxonomy places the organism in Eukaryota, Metazoa, Chordata, Lepidosauria, Squamata, Anolidae.
CAACGGCGGCGGAGGAAGGAAGGCAGGCGGGCGGGCGCGGGGCGCGCCGGGAGUUUGCGAGGGGCCUGGUCCGGUCCGGGCAGUCGGGGCGCCGCCAUGCAGGGCUCCAUGGUGCGGCGGACGCAGGAGCUGCUGGGUCGAGUGAUACGGAAGCCGCCCCUCACGGAGCGCCUCCUCAGCAAGCCCCCCUUCCGCUACCUGCACGACGUGAUCGGGGAGGUAAUUAGAUCAACCGGUUUCAUGAAAGGAUUAUACACAGAAGCAGAGAUGAAAUCUGAUAAUGUCAAGGACAAAGAUGCAAAAAUCAGUUUCCUUCAAAAGGCAAUUGAUGUGGUCAUCAUGGUGACAGGAGAGCCUCUGGCAGUGAAACCGGCACGUGUUGUUGCUGGGCAUGAACCUGAAAGGACCAAUGAACUACUUCAAGCAAUUGCUAAAUGCUGUCUUAAUGAGCUAUCCAGUGAUGAAGCUGUUCAAAAAGUUCUUGCUGGAGAGAAAGCAGAUCUCAAAGGAAAUACUUCGUCAUCUUCUAAAUCCCAAAAUAAAGAAUCUAGAUCAGAAGACUAUCGAUCCCAUAAAGAGGGAAGAGGUGACUCCGAAAUAAAAGAAAGAGGCCCACGCCAAGACCAAAAAUCCAAAGAAGAGUUCAAAGAGGAAGAGUGCAAGAGAAAAGAAAAAGAAAGUGACAAACCUAAAGAAUAUACAAACCAUCAAAAGAAUCCUGAAAAAGAUCGUUUUAAAGACAGGGAAAAGCAUGAAAGAGAGAAAACUAAGAACAGAUCUUCCAAACAGGGCAGAGAGACAGAAAAGAUCAGGGACAGAGAAAAAGGAGAAGGAGCUAAAGAGGAACAUGACAAAGAAAGGGAUAGAGAAAGGAAACAACAUGAUGGAGGAAGAGAAAAAGACAGACUAAGAGAAAAAGACAGGGAAAGAGAAAGGGGUAGGGAGAAGGAUAAAGAACACGAGAAGGUCAGAGAAAAGGGAAAGGAUAGAGAAAAAGACAAACGAAAAGAGCGAGGCAGAGACACGGAGCAGUCACGAGAACAAGGAAAAGCCAAAGAUAGAAAGGCCACAGGAAGUGAGGAGAAUGUGAUUAAAGCGUCAGCAGAACGAUCUGAAAAAGAUAAAGAUAGUGCGGAGCCAGAUAAAGAAAGUGAAAAUACAACAAGAUUAUCAAGGCAUCAUUCAACCAAGGGGCCGAGACAACGAGAUAAACCCGGAGGUGAAGGACGAAAGGAAGCUACUAAAACCUUAUCUAGUCAUUCUAUUGAAAGAACAGGUAGCAUAUUGAAAGAGAAAUUUCAGCAAGCUGUUAAAGCACAGGAGCCAGGUGAAACACUCAAUGAUGCAGAAGGUGAUGCCCUUCACAUUGCUGCCUCUGAAAAAAUAGUUGUUUCUGAGAAUAAUGAAAUUGCUAAUGAAUCUCCUACCCAGGUCGCCCAAAGAAGACUAUCACGACCAAGCAGUGCAAGACCAGCUCCCCCUCGGAUAAAACGCCAAGAAAGUACGGAUAUUAUAGUGCCAGAAAGAAAUGGUAGUGCCAAAGUAGUGUCAAAUGUAAUUAUAGAUAAAGAAGAUGAGGAGGAUGACCAGUUUGUAGUAGAGGCAGCACCGCAGCUACCUGAAAUAACAGAAAUUACAACGGAGGCAACAGUUGAGUUGGAUGGCGAUGAGAAACAUGGGGGGCUUGUCAAAAAAAUAUUGGAAACAAAGAAGGAUUAUGAGUUAUCACAGUUGCCAAAAUCUACUGAGAAGGAAAAGCCACUUCUAUCAGAAGUGACAAGGAAGAAGGAAAAGGACAUAGUAGCAAAAGAAAUUGAUAAGUUUCGUGGAUCAAUUCAAGCCCUUUGUCGGAGUGCUCUUCCUCUUGGAAAAAUUAUGGACUACAUACAGGAGGAUGUAGAUGCCAUGAAAACUGAGCUCCAGAUAUGGCAGAAUGAAAACAAACAGCUUGAAGAGGCUCUGCAGAAGGAGCAAAGGUGAGGAUGAGGAGAAAUGUAUCUCAUCCCUGUAUGGGAUCUCUCCAAAGAAAAUCGGAAUUGGAUAAUAUUUUGGAGAAGGGGAACAAGGCACUCAUUUCCAGAUUAUAAGAAUACAUCUUAGAACACAAUUUAGAAGAUAAUUGAAUAAGAACAGUGAUGAUUCCAUGGGCUAAAGACUUAGGGAAAAAUAUUGAUUUAGAAUAAAACAGGAAUAUUUAUGGAAAAGAGGUUUUAAGUUUUCAAUAGCUGGAUCCAU